AUGAUUGUCCCUGUUAGAUGCUUUUCGUGCGGUAAAGUGGUCGGCGACAAGUGGGAGGCGUACCUGAACAUGCUGCAGGAGGAGGAGCUCGACGAGGGGACCGCGCUGUCGAGGCUCGGGCUGACGAGGUACUGCUGCAGGAGAAUGAUUCUCACGCACGUGGACCUGAUCGAGAAGUUCCUGAGAUACAACCCGCUGGAGAAGAGGGACUGA
Molecule: messenger RNA, 213 nt
Organism: Huiozyma naganishii CBS 8797
Lineage: Eukaryota; Fungi; Ascomycota; Saccharomycetes; Saccharomycetales; Saccharomycetaceae
Gene: RPB10
Product: DNA-directed RNA polymerase core subunit RPB10
Exons: 1
Coding region: 1-213 (70 amino acids)
Biological process (GO): tRNA transcription by RNA polymerase III; transcription by RNA polymerase II; transcription by RNA polymerase I
Cellular component (GO): RNA polymerase I complex; RNA polymerase II, core complex; RNA polymerase III complex
Molecular function (GO): DNA-directed RNA polymerase activity; zinc ion binding; DNA binding
Source: RefSeq, a predicted model, not a curated record